CUCACCGACGAUUCCCGGCGGUCAUUCCAACUCCGCCGGUCUCCGCUUCUCGCUUCCCAACCCCUGAUUUUGCUCCUGCUUCUUUUUGUGUUUUCUCCCUUGAUUUCCUUCAGGAGAUCAUAAUUGAUGCUUUCAUUUCUUCGAAGAUCGUAUUUGAAUUUCUCCUUUAUGAAUCCACAGUACUGCUGCUUGUCGAGAAACUUCUCCGCCGCAUUACCCCCUUUGCUCCCCGUCCAGCUCCCUUCUCGAAUGGAAACGCACUUGUGGUAUGUAGUUCCUGAUGAAGUGAAGAGUGCGCCUCUUCUGAGCAAAUACAUGGAGCUUUUGCCCCAGUCCGAGAGAGAUCAUGUUCUCGGCUUCCGCGGAGAUCAGCUUCAGAAGAGCGCUUUGCUUGCUCGCACUUUGGUUCGCACAACCAUUGCAAGAUAUCAGGUAGAUGGUCAUCUUGAUCCGAGGUCGUUGAGGUUCAAGAGGAAUAUCCAUGGGAAACCUGAGGUGGAGUGGGAAACUAAGGAUGGUUUCUGCCCGCCGCCAUUGCAGUUCAACAUCUCACACACUUCUUCUUUAGUAGCUUGUGGAGUGACUAUAAAUUCAUUGAUUGGCAUCGAUGUUGAAGAGAAGCGACGGAGGACCAAGAAUAACAUCUUAGCUUUUGCAAAGCGGUAUUUCACUGCUCAUGAGGUUGAACACUUGAAUGCCAUUCCAGAUUCUGAACUCCAGCAACAGGAGUUCAUCAAAUUAUGGACCCUUAAGGAGGCAUAUGUCAAAGCCUUGGGAAAAGGAUUCUCUUCUUCACCCUUCAACACAUUCACUAUCCGGGUGAAUACAGCUGCCCAAGAAAGUUUUUGACUAGUUAAAGCAAGAAAAGAGUUGAAAUUGUGCUUACAAAGUACAUAUCUUGUUAAAGCUGUUUGACUAAUGAUUCUUCUUGUAUAUGCCAUUGAAUCAGGCCUCUUCUGGAAUAGCUGUGGAAACUUUGGAUAGCCCUCAGAAUCUCACAAACAACUGGCAGUUCGCAUUGUUGGAGCUGAUGGGCUCUCAUUAUGUUGCUAUUUGCUUAGAAAGACAAGAAACUGGUGGAGCUGGAAAAACUCUUCCGAUUAAAUUAACUGCGAGGAAAACCAUACCAUUCGUCGAAGACGAGCUUGUUUCUGGAACUAAUGCAGUUGUAACCAUUGGAGGUUCUGUAACACAGUUCUGAUCUAUAUGAUAUCAUAAAUGAAAUAUUACUGCAUCUGGAAUGUUGUUAUUUCACCAAUAGUCUUUGCAAGAACAAACUCCGUUUCUGAAGUGAUGAAAUCUAGUUGGAUCUCUCACUACGAAUUCACGACGUGGCAAAAUCUUGCUAACCAACUUCAUGAACAAGUGACAAUCUCCACAUAUCCUCAGGUUCUUCAUCACAACAAUCUCUGCUCCUUCCUUCGUGUUCAAGACUCCAAAUGCAACAGCCAGUUUCUCACUGUGCACCCCCAUCCCACUCAACCCUCGCAGCUGCUCGUCGGCUCUAUUCUGGUCAAGUUCCUUCAGUUUGCAUUCCAGCUCAUCCAAAAACUCGUAUAUUUGCUUCGAUUGAGGAUGACUUCUAUCCCCUGAAACAAAGAGGUGAACUCUGCCUUUGAAUUCAACAUAACUGCAGCCUGGGUCCUUUUUUAGCUUUCGUUCUCUCAUCAUCACUCGAAUCCUCAGUAUCCCCUCCGAAUCCCCAGCAUCAGUGUAUAUGUUCGAUAACAGAACAUAGUAGCCAAUAUUUGUUGGUUCAAGCUCUACAACACGUUCAAAAGCCAACUCGGCCAGUUCCACAUUUCUGUGAAUUUUGCAGGCGCCUAAAAGUGCUCCCCAGACUGCACCAUCAGGUUUAGCUUUCAUGGUCCUGAUGAGCCCGUGAGCUUCAUCUAGUCGUCCAGCUCGGCCUAGAAGAUCCACGACGCAGGAAUAAUGCUCUGCACCUGGACUCAGGUGAAACUUCUGCUCCAUGGUAUCAAGAUAAUGCAACCCUUUAUCUGUUAGACCGGCAUGGCUACAGGCAGACAAAACGCUCACAAAAGCUGCUCGAUCGGGUAUUGUGCCGGCCCUAAUCAUAUCAUCGAAGAGGUCAACUGCAACCUCUCCUUGUCCGUGCAUCCCAUAACCUCCUAUGAUUGCUGUCCAAGAGACUACAGUUUUGACCGGCAUUCUGUCAAAGAUUUGCCUGGCUUUCACCAAGUUGCCACACCUGGAGUACAUGUUGAUCAAAGCAUUGUUCAGAAACGGAUUAGCUAGAAAUCCACAAGCGUGAAUUCGCCUUUCCACCUCUUUACCAACCUCUUGUGCACCAAGAUUAGCACAAGAUGAGAGAACACCGACGAGUGUUACAGGGUCAGGUUGAAUCCCGCUUGCUUCCAUCUCUCUGUAGAGCUCCAACACAUCGUUAGCAAGUCCAUUUUGUGCAUGACCGUUGAUCAUCGCGUUCCAGGUGAUCAACCCUUUCCCCGGCAAUUCAUCGAACAGUUUCCUGGCCGUCUUGAUUUCUCCACAUCUCAAAUACAUUGAAAGCAAGGAAUUCCCAACUGAGAAGUCGAGAUUUAGUCCGAACUUCAGACAGCAACCGUGCACGCACAUGCCAAGUCCGAAAUUCCCCGCCACUCCACAAACCGGAACCAAGCCGAGCAAGGUCACCCCAUUGAUCUCCACACCAAAUUCCCUCAUUUCGCAGAACAGCGACACGGUAUCCUUCGUUCUGAGAUUCAGGGCGUACCCAGCAAUCAAAGCAUUGUAGCAAACCGUGAGCUUCCUUGACAGGGGAUUUUCAUCAAACACCUGGCGCGCAACGUCAACAAAAUUGCACUUGCAGUACAUUGAUAUCAGAGAGGUCUGAACAAAGGGUUCUAACAAACAACCCGUUCUGAUCGCUUGGCAAUGGAGCUGUUCUCCGGUGAUGGGGAGAGAAAGCACGGCGGAUGACUUGAGCGCGAACGGGAAAGUGAAUGCGUUCGGGGAUGCACCGGAGCGAAGCAUUUGGAGGUAGACAGACAGGGCUUCUGAGAAGAGCGACUUGUUUGCUAGCUCCCUUAAUCGACUGUUCCAUGGUUGAACCCCGCCUCUGGUGGCGGCCGUCGAAUUGAGAACGGGAAUUCUCGCCGUGACGGUCUGGAGUUGGUGAUGAAGCUUGGUCCUGAUGGCGCUCAUUGCGCGUCCACCAGCGGGAAAACGGACGCAUAAGACGCCGUUUCGCUCCCCUUUCUUUGG
Messenger RNA from Linum tenue, 3225 nucleotides. The record is from the annotation of a GenBank genome assembly. NCBI's taxonomy places the organism in Eukaryota, Viridiplantae, Streptophyta, Magnoliopsida, Malpighiales, Linaceae.